AUGGAAAGGCAACUUCACGACGAAGGCAUUCCCCUCGCCGCCGCUCAACUUCGACCCGAUGGAGAAGUUCCUGUCUUAAGCAAUUCCUUUGAAGACCUCAGAUGCAAAAUCUUCAAAGUAGAUUUUGGAGACGAGAGCUGGGCCAUCCGCGUACCAAAUAUAUCUGAAGACUCACUAGAACUCAGAAUUCACCUCCUUGAGGCUGAAGUGAGUACGCUCACCGAGCUCGAGGAACAGGGAUUCCAAUGGGCUCCGAAGCUCAAGGGCUACGAUUUCACAUUCGAAAAUCCUAUCAGACGUCCUUUUAUUGCUGUGACCUGGUUACCAGGCAAUCAGCUCGCAUGGUCUGACGACACUCCAGCACGGCCUAUUCGGGAUAAGAUACUUCAACAACUCGCCAAAAUACAAGCAGCAUUGAUCGAAUGUUCACAGGAGAAGAGAGCUACUACCGCGACGGAACACUAUGCAGGGGUAAUCCAAAACAAGAUUAUCCGAAUCCGUGACGGAACGCUUCCAGAGCUCACAGAGCAAGAUGUCUCCGAUCAACUGAGCCUCCUACCGACUGUCCUUCUACCCGAAGUCGAUGAUACAUCCUGGGCAAUCGAUCACAGCGAACUUGUAGCGGAGAAUAUCCUCAUAGAUGCCGAGCACAACAUCACAGGUAUCACUACCUGGGACCUCGCUUCGAAGAUGCCCUUGCAGCAAGCAGCUAGUUUUCCCGCUAUUCUCCUCUAUCAGGACUUGGCUGUACCACCGAGCUCCACCAUCAAAAAGGAUCAGGAAACAUAUACUGCGUCAAUCUCGCAGGAAUCGCCGGCUGGGGAAUCAAUGGCGAUUGUGCAAUCUUCGAAAGAGGCGGACUUUCGCGUUGCGUUUUUGGAAUCUAUCACUAGCAAGGGGACCCAUCGAGAGAUGGCGCGUAAUGGGUGGAGGAAAGCUCCUGCUUUUCAAAAAUAG
Penicillium odoratum is the source of this 957-nucleotide messenger RNA. RefSeq lists its product as uncharacterized. The transcript is spliced from 3 exons. Lineage: Eukaryota; Fungi; Ascomycota; Eurotiomycetes; Eurotiales; Aspergillaceae. The record is from RefSeq and is a predicted model, not a curated record. The coding region runs from base 1 to 957 and encodes 318 amino acids.